GGUCCAUAUGCUGAACAUCAUUGGAGAUCAGCAUCUGGGGUUCAGCUCAGUUCCCUUAGUUUUUCUCAUAGUCGUUUCGACAAAAUGAGUAACAAGAUUGUUAUGGCUUCGCUAAUGCUCGCUCUCGGCCUGCUACUAGCGGGAACAGAACUGACAGGUGCGCAAUCCAUAGGCGUCUGCUAUGGACGAAAUGGCGACAAUCUGCCUAGUCAAGCAGAAGUGAUCGAGCUAUACAAGGCAAACAGCAUCGGAAGGAUGAGGAUUUACGAUCCAGACCAAGCUACUCUCCAGGCCCUGAAAGGAUCCAACAUCGAACUCAUCCUUGGCGUUCUUAAUGACAACCUCCAGGCCCUAACUGACCCCGCCGCAGCAUCCAACUGGGUCCAAAACAAUGUUGUAGCAUUCUCGUCCGAUGUCAAAAUCAAGUACAUUGCGGUCGGGAAUGAAGUCCCCCCGGGCGAUACAAAAGCCCAAUAUGUCCUCCCCGCAAUGCAGAACAUCCAAAACGCCCUCGCAUCCGCCAAUUUGCAGGGCCAGAUCAAGGUCUCCACGGCAAUUGACACGAGUCUGCUAGGCGUAUCCUACCCCCCAUCGAGCGGGGCAUUCAGUGACGCUGCAAAUCAAUUCAUAAGCCCCAUAAUAAGCUUCUUGGUCAAUAACGGCUCACCGCUCCUGGCCAACAUCUACCCCUACUUCAGCUACGUACAGAAUAUGCAGAGCAUUGAUCUUGCCUAUGCUCUCUUUACAUCACCAGGAGUGGUGGUAACGGAUGGUGCAUAUCAGUACCAAAACCUGUUCGAUGCAUUGGUGGACUCCCUCUACUCCGCCUUGGAAAAAUCUGGUGGAUCAAGUUUGGCAAUUGUCGUAUCAGAGAGUGGAUGGCCAUCAGAAGGAGGCACUGCAGCUUCACCAGACAAUGCAGGCACUUACUAUGCAAAUUUGAUCAGCCAUGUGAAGCAAGGCACGCCCAAGAAAGCUGGCCAGGCCAUCGAGGCAUACUUAUUCGCCAUGUUCGACGAGAACCUAAAAGCUGCCGGGAUUGAGCAGCAUUUUGGACUCUUCACUCCCAGCAAGCAACCCAAAUACCAAAUCUCUUUCGCUUGAGAGAAAAAACCACGUGAGGCUAUACUUAUAAUUGUAAUAAGGUGCUUCUCUGCUCAUCCACUGGAAAAUGUAGCUGGGUAUGAUUUCGAAUAAUAAGCAAAUAAGAAAAGGGAACUGUGUACCAUUACGAGA
Messenger RNA from Eucalyptus grandis, 1236 nucleotides. RefSeq names its product glucan endo-1,3-beta-glucosidase-like. The coding region runs from base 85 to 1104 and encodes 339 amino acids. Gene Ontology annotation, cellular component: plasma membrane. Gene Ontology annotation, biological process: carbohydrate metabolic process. The transcript is spliced from 2 exons. Lineage: Eukaryota; Viridiplantae; Streptophyta; Magnoliopsida; Myrtales; Myrtaceae. Gene Ontology annotation, molecular function: hydrolase activity, hydrolyzing O-glycosyl compounds. The record is from RefSeq and is a predicted model, not a curated record.